GUUGCGACCCGUGCCCGUCGCCAUCUCCGUGAUGAGGAGAAUUCGAGCGCGCCCUCUCAAAUCUCUGUUUGUGAUUUGUUCCUCGAGUUAAAUGCCGCGUGACAGCCUUCAACUUCUGCUUAUCCCCAUCACCCUUUCCCAUUUCCAUCUCCCCCUCUUAAUCGCCAUUGUUUUCCUCAACAUCUUCCUCUCAUCCUCUGCUCCAUCUCCGCCCCACCGCUCAAAUCUCAUGGCACGCGAGCUGGGUAAGCAUUUACUUUACCUGCUCCCUUCUCUUCUCCUAGUAUGGAAAACGGGAGCCGGGGAGUUAGAAAUCGACGAGCGUCCCUUCGACGGGAUCCUCCAAACAUCGCCGCUGCCGAGGCAAGCAGGGGAGGCGAACGGGAGCAGGAUUUCGCGGCCGGAGGGUGGAGAGGAGGAUUGGAAGGAGGAGAUUAUGAGGCUGGCGAUGAUGCAGGAGGCGGUGGAGUGGGUGAAGGGGUUGAGGAGGAGGAUCCACGAGCACCCGGAGCUGGCUUAUGAGGAGGUGGAGACGGGGAAGUUGAUCAGGGAAGAGCUUGAUAGAUUGGGAGUCGAGUAUCGUUUCCCAUUGGCGAAGACGGGGAUCUUGGCGACUAUUGGAACUGGAGGGCCUCCGGUUGUGGCGCUUAGGGCUGACAUGGACGCU
Molecule: messenger RNA, 667 nt
Organism: Phalaenopsis equestris
Lineage: Eukaryota; Viridiplantae; Streptophyta; Magnoliopsida; Asparagales; Orchidaceae
Product: IAA-amino acid hydrolase ILR1-like 6
Biological process (GO): auxin metabolic process; jasmonic acid metabolic process
Cellular component (GO): endoplasmic reticulum
Molecular function (GO): IAA-Ala conjugate hydrolase activity
Source: RefSeq, a predicted model, not a curated record